CAGUAUUCUACUCAGCAGCACCCCCUGAUGGCCAGCACAUCUGGAUUUGCGCCUGAGAUAGCACAUCAUGAUGAAGCCAAAGAAAUGGACCUUGAUUUCAUUGAUAUUGAAUUUGUUGAUGAGCCAUCAGAUUUUGAGGAUCACCAGUAUACCAUGACCCACUCCACGCCUGUUCAUCAGCCACAGACAUUCAUCACAAAUCCUAAGGCUGUAAAACGGAGGUUGAAUCUAGACUUGCCCCAAUCAGAGCAUAUAUUUAAAACACCCAGCAAGACACCAAAGCACCGGGUGCGAACGUACUCUGAGGAGUAUCCAUCUCCAAGUCCAUCAAAAGUUGUUCCAGCUCCCUGUUUCUCUCCGUCUUCAAAGUCGCGCUACGACACUUCCCUCGGCCUUCUCACCAAGAAGUUCUUCCAGAUUCUGCGCAGCGCAGAGGACGGGGUGGUGGAUCUCAACCAUGCCACCAUCGUCCUGCAAGUGCAGAAACGUCGCUUGUAUGACAUCACCAACGUGCUGGAGGGCAUCGGUCUCAUCGAGAAGGAGUCCAAGAACAAGAUCCGCGUGACGGCCGCCUCUUCCGACCUGGACGAGCUGCGUGCGCCGGCGCCGGCCGCCGCGCUGCCGGACGACUCCCAGCUGCGCAGUCUGGAGCACGAGGAGCGCCGCCUCGACCGGCUCAUCGAGCAGGCCGGCGUGCAGCUGCGCCAGCUCAACGACGACCGGCGCGAGGCGUACAUCCGCUACCAGGACCUGCGCAGCAUCCCCCAGUUCAAAAACGACACGGUGGUGGCCAUCAAGGCGCCGCCGGAGACCAAGCUGCGCGUCCCCGACCCGGCCGAGGAGGGCGUGUACCAGAUCCACCUGCACUCGGAGACGGACGAGAUCCAGCUGUUCCUGUGCCAGGACGAGUCGGCGUCCACCUCGCACGCCGACGACUCGAUGAUGCUGUCCACCAGCUUCUGCUCGCUGCCGGACCAGUCGCCGCUCAAGGCCGAGUACCCGCUGGUGGACGCCGACCGGCCGCCCUUCCUCGGCACGGGCGAUUUGGAGCCGUCCAUUUCGGGCGAGGCGUUCCUCCCGCUGGAGCCGCUGCCGUCAGAGUCCGACUACAGCUUCGGCCUGGACCUCUCCGAGGGCGCGUGCGAGCUGUUCGACUUUUCGUUUUGAUGCCGCCCACCCCGCCGCGCUAGGGGCUGCUUCGGGAGGGAAGGGGCGCUCGCCCGGCAAGUUGCCGUGUGCCGCGGCUGCCUCUGCCGUUGCGUUUUUAAAGACUGGUCUCCCGGAGUGGGGGCCGCCCCGGUAUCUCCGCCGGAGCCGCCUGUGGGCCGGCGCCCCGUCGCGACCGCGGCUUGCCAAGCUCCCCAGUCAUUUUAGAUCGAUCGUGGUGUGUGUUUUAGCUGAUGCCGCCGAUGUCGCGCUGUUUGUGUGCGUGUGUGCGGGGACUGGGAAGUGACUGUAUGAGUGGGCGCGAUGGUGAGCAUGUGACGCGGCGUGGUUUUGGGCGUCGGUGCGUUGUGUGGUGCCGUUUUGGUGCCGCGGUGCUCAGUGGUGCCACACCAGUGAUUUGUGAUCCGGUGGCAUUAUUCCGACGGUGCUCCCCUCGCGCGCGCGCGGACCGAACUGAUAUUGGGUCGGUUUUUAAGUUUGCGGGCGGCUCGCUGCUCGUACCGCGCCACCGCACAGUGUGGCCGAAGACCAGUUUAGCGCGAAUUUAAUCCCAGCGCCGCUCGGAUCCACUGAAAAUGGUUCUCUGGUUCCAAAACUGACGUUUACCCCUCACCGGACCUAUUGGUUUUCAAAAUACCCCCCCUUCGCCGGCCGAAGGGGGGGGGGGGUACGACCCCCGUCGCUGUUUCGCCCCUGAUGAAGCUAGAGCCUCGCGGGAAAAAAAAACGAGCGUGUGUGCCGUUACGAGACGCAGCAACUGGUAUCCGAUUUUAAGAUCUCAAGUUAACCUGUGACCUCCGAGUUCAGGUCAAGUGGCCCAAGGCACGGAUUCGUUUUUUAUUAAUAACUUCGCGAAAAAAUGCCGCAGAGUCGCAAUUUUGGCAUCAUCGUGUUCGCCUCGCUCAGGUGCGUCGAAUGGUAUACUUUUUGUUCGGCUGAAGUCAACUUAAGGGGUUGACCUCGGGUCAAGGUCAGGUUAGAGCCCCCCAGAUCACGAAGUUGGUCGAAGGAGGUCAUGUUGCAUAUCAUUCGAUUCGGCAGGUCUUCCUGAGUCCAUUGGUGGCUUUCCCGACUCGCUAGCUCAAUUUAAUCAGGAGUUAUUGACGAAAAACUCUUAUUAUCCUAGUGACGUCAUAAAUGACGUCACGUAAGGCCAAUAAUGCAAAAGUGAAGCAUCGAACCUUGCAGGGAGUGCAUGAAAUCACGAUUCCGUGUGCUUGAGAUAGUUAAUUAGGCUGGAGCCUGUUCGGCCGCGCCGCCCCCCACCUUGGUCAGGUCACGCCGGGCGGCCGACUAGACAUGUUCAAAGCUGAAUUGACGGCAAAUAGGCAAAAAGUGGCAGCUGAAACUUGCUCGCUUAUGUUCAGAAAUGUGCGGAGAGUUCAGCCAUGCCCUAUUCGUCAUAUCCAUUUUUAUCCAUUUUGACAUUUUCCAACUUCUUUAUGAAAUACUAUUGUGAGAACGAUACACAUGCAGGGCUCCUGUUCUAACUCAUUAAACUCAGAAACCAUUCAUUGAAAAGCUACCAUGAUAGCAGAAACAGCUUCAUCAUGAAUUGUGCUAUCCGGUGAUAUGCUAUUUUCUCAUAUAUCUUCUCGAAGCUUCCGUAAAAUUUACAUUGAAAACUGGACAUAUUUCUCAGUACCAUAGCCCGAUUUCAGGAACCGGAGCGUGGGUCUACAUUCGGCAGGGAUAUAAGUCCUCAAAUGAUAAAGUGGCUUAAAAAUAAGGUUCUAUCCGAUAACUUCGGACAAUUUCCUACCCAUUGAUAGGUAUAAAUAACAGUUUAUCGAAAGUCGGGUUUUUGAUUAAAUUCGCGCUAAUCUGGUAUUCGGCAAGACCGUGCACCGGCGACACAUGGUUUUGUGGCCCGCAGUUUGUGCAUGGAAUCGUUUGGCUUCGCAUGCUCCGUUGCAUAGAUCGUGCGCCAUUGCCUCGGCCCGUUUGCAGUCACGCGCAAAGUGAUCCUCAUUAAGUUAACAAAACCUGAAGGGUACAAAUUCAGUCCACUGCCGUCACAGAGGCGAGGCGGGUCGGUGUACGCGCCGCGUCUCCAGUAUAGAGCACAUCAUGCCGGCGUCGGCAACGUGAUAGAUUAAAAACAACUGAUGCACUGUUGUUACUGUUACCGAGGCGUGUCCCGGUGACUAUUUGGGUCUGUAUUUUUACAUAGAGGUCUCGGCGUGGGCGUCGUGCUGGAUGAUUUCUAACGGGAGGUGAGCAGAAUGAGGCCCUGAGCGGAUUGGUGGUGUGCGUAUUAUGAGGCGAGGCUGUAGUGGAUAGCAUGUGAUGAUUUCGGCCACCGUUUUCCACCGACAGCCGUUUUAACCGGGAUGUUUUCACUGAUUUUUAGAUCAAUUUUUGUGCGAAGUUUUCUGUCUACUGUCGUGUUUUUCUUCAGAUGUCCAAAAGUCUUCUUUGUUAGGCAAGCUUUAAGCUGAUGUUUAUAUAUUUAUUUCCUGUUGUCAAUGAUUUGGAACCAGGCGUGAUCAGCUGCUGGCCGGAGAGAGAGCAUUGGUGAAAUAAACGAGUAGCGUCAA
This is a messenger RNA of Amphibalanus amphitrite, 3707 nucleotides long. RefSeq names its product transcription factor E2F6-like. Gene Ontology annotation, molecular function: DNA-binding transcription factor activity, RNA polymerase II-specific; RNA polymerase II cis-regulatory region sequence-specific DNA binding; protein dimerization activity. Gene Ontology annotation, cellular component: RNA polymerase II transcription regulator complex. The record is from RefSeq and is a predicted model, not a curated record. NCBI's taxonomy places the organism in Eukaryota, Metazoa, Arthropoda, Thecostraca, Balanomorpha, Balanidae. The transcript is spliced from 7 exons. Bases 28 to 1167 code for a protein of 379 amino acids. Gene Ontology annotation, biological process: regulation of transcription by RNA polymerase II.